This is a messenger RNA of Vigna unguiculata (cowpea), 1443 nucleotides long. Its product is annotated as phosphoglycerate mutase-like protein AT74H. The record is from RefSeq and is a predicted model, not a curated record. Gene Ontology annotation, molecular function: catalytic activity. NCBI's taxonomy places the organism in Eukaryota, Viridiplantae, Streptophyta, Magnoliopsida, Fabales, Fabaceae.
CAUAACUGUGCUGCCAUUUGUCAUUCCACAGUGAGGAUCCGUUACUACUCACACUAUUCAUCAUCCGUAACAGUACACAAACUCUCAUCUCCACCGCAAACACAGCAAUUCAACAAAAAUUAGAUGAUGUGAGGUUGGAACAUUCAAUCAUUUUUCUUUUUUCUAAUAAAUUUACCAUCUUCAUCACUCACCACAUCGUCACCAUCCAUGGCUGUGCUACCUUUCCCUUACUCAGCAUCUCCCACUUCAUCUCUCCCCUUGUCUCAACAAAAACGCCAUAAAACAAAACCAAAUUCCAAAAGAAGCGCGUUCUCACCAAUCCAAUGCUGUCACAGCCAAACAGAGCCGUUCCAACUGAAUGGCCUAGCCAGAGUUUCAGAGAAGAUUCUUCUGAGCAACCCUCCUGUUGCAGCUUCCGGCGUGGCUGUUCCGCCCAGGCCUCGAAGGAUAAUCCUUGUCAGGCACGGAGAGAGCGAAGGAAACGUGGAUGAGAGCGUGUACACAAGGAUACCCGAUCCAAAGAUAUCGCUCACUGAGAAAGGGAGGGCACAAGCCGAGGCAUGCGGCAACAGGAUAAAACAAAUGAUUGAGAAAGAACAUGGCCAACACUGGCAGGUUUACUUCUACGUCUCGCCGUAUCGAAGGACCCUUCAAACCUUGCAGCACCUCGCUCGUCCCUUUGACCGUUCCAGAAUCGCUGGUUUCAGGGAAGAACCUCGUAUUCGGGAACAAGAUUUUGGUAGUCAUCGACGGAGGAAUUUUCAAAACAGAGAAACGAUGCGACUGGAAAAGGCACUACGGCAGCUUUAUGGCCGUUUCUUCUACCGAUUUCCAAAUGGAGAAUCCGCGGCUGAUGUGUAUGAUAGAAUCACUGGAUUCAGAGAGACGUUGAGAACGGAUAUUAGUAUUGGACGGUAUCAACCACCGGAGGAGAGGGAAUCAGAGAUGAACUUGAUCAUCGUGUCUCACGGUCUAACACUUCGAGUGUUUCUCAUGAGGUGGUACAAGUGGACAGUUCAACAGUUUGAGGGUCUCAACAAUUUAGGCAAUGGAAAUAUGCUUGUCAUGGAAAAGGGUCAUGGAGGAAGGUAUAGCUUACUGAUGCAUCAUGAUGAAGAGGAGCUGAGACGGUUUGGACUGACUGAUGAAAUGUUGAUUGAUCAAGAGUGGCAUAAAAUUGCAAAACCUGCUGAUCUGAAUUACGAUUGUCCAAUGGUCAAUUCCUUCUUUCCCCACCUCAGUGAAGAAACAUGCUAGUGUGAACAAGGGGUUCAUCAAGAACUUGCAGCAAUUUCAAAGUCAAUGCAGUGGCUACAAACCACAGAGCAUGCACAAUAUAGCUCAAUUAUGAAAACGAAGAACGAAGAGCACAGUGUUGUAAGUAGCUAACUAGAAAAGUUUGUACCGAAGAAUUUAACAAUAGAAAAAGGAUGAACUAAAUCA